AUGCAUAGCUCUACGUCUGGAAUGUAUACCCAGCCUUUCGGAACAAGUCAAUCUACUUUGCCAUCAGGCAAUAGCAAUACUGCCAACUCUCCUUCACAAGAUUAUUGCACUCAGUUGCCACCCAUCAAUACUGCGUCAGCUCAUACACCGGAUGCAUCAUCGCCACCAGCUACCACAAAUCUUAGUCCUCUUGACCAUCAACAUCCAGAGGACACAACCAUGUCAUCCAUCAACAGCAGACGUACAAGCUCUGUUAUCAGCUAUCCUCAAAGUUUGAUUGAUAGCACGGCGAUAGCAGCGAACAAUAGUAGUAAUAACAGUAGCGGAUGGUAUUCAACAGCAUACUCGUCAUCGCGUGAUAUCAGCAAUAACAACAUUCUCUCGUCACAAUCACAACAUGACCCAACAGCUUUUCACCACAACCAUGGGCAGCCAACACCAUCGCCUUCUGGAUCAUUGGAUAAGAGCAGUACUACAGCAACGAAUACGAAACGACAACGCACGCCAUCAACUAAGGAUAUUCAUGUUGAGAAAAAUACCGAGGGCAAGCCACCUUAUUCUUACGCCACUCUGAUCAAAUACGCCAUCGAGAAUAGUCCCAACAAAAAGCUUACGCUAAGUGAGAUUUAUCAAUGGGUGAUUGAGCACUACCCAUACUAUAGCACAGCUGGCACUGGUUGGAAGAAUUCAAUUCGACAUAAUCUUUCUCUCAACAAAAGCUUUGUACGUUUGGCAAGACCCAUCAAUGAACCUGGCAAAGGGUCCUAUUGGAUAGUGGAUUAUACGGCAGCUGAUGCAGAGCGUCGAUCGCGUUAUUCAAUGUCUAUGCGUAGUGGUCGUAAUAAUCGAUCAGGCAGUGAUCCUGCACCUUCACCCUAUCGACCUGAAACUUGGACAUCAUCCAUUGCUGCUGGUCGACGUUAUCGUGAUGGUCGAUCCAUGUCAACGGAUGGUAGUGCUCCACGAGCUAAUCCACUUUCAACAACUGCAACAGGUGCUCAAGCUGGCUAUGGUUAUUAUCCUUACUAUGGCCGCCAUUACCAUUAUCAUCAUCAACAUUCACAAAUCAGAUCGGCAAAUAGCCAUCCAUUGUCACGUCAGCAUAAUGGUCCGUGCGCUACUGGAGCAUACGAUCCUUACUAUUUUGAUAAUGGAUUGCAUACCCCAUCGCAUUAUCAUCAUCAACAACAACCACCUUCUUUGAACACUAGCAAUGCAACCUUGGAACCUACGACACCUGUUCCCGUUACAAAUAGUGCAUUUGCAUCCAUGUAUGCUGCCACAAGUCCAACGACUCCUAAUGGUACAGGCAAUGGGCAAUACAAUCAAGCAAUGUAUACACCUUAUGGUUAUGGUACAGCAGCAGCAGUUGCAGCAGUAGAUGACAUGCAUCAUCCAUUGUCACGACCUCCAACAAUGUAUACUCAGCAGCAACAACAACAUGAGCAGCCUACUAUUACCACACCACCAUCAUCGUCACCUACCAUGAAUUGGACACCUUCUGCUACCGCAUCAGCAGCCACAAGUGGUGGUACUCAUGAUUUGCAACAUCAUCGUCAUUCGAUGGAUGUGCCAUCAGCCCUUUCACAUCAACCAGCCCCUAUUCAACAGCAACAGCGUCAGCAGCCAUCCGAUGGUACAUCUUCACAGCCACCACCUUCCCCAACGUAUUCCAGCCAAUCAUGUUCACAUCAUCACAUGAACUUACUUGACAGCAACAAGCCAUCAACGACUGCUUACAAUCCAGCAUCGUCCACCUCAGACAAGGCUAUGGAAGUGGAUACUACUACUACAUCAAUCAAGCAAGAAGCAACGACAUCGGAUGAUAAUAAGGAUAGCGUUGCCGAUAAUGGUGUAGCAGCAGCUGCAGCAGCUGCCGCUGCUGCUGGUCUCACCAACCACAGCGCUGAUGGGUUUAAUUGGUCUUCCGUGUUAUAA
Lichtheimia ornata is the source of this 1938-nucleotide messenger RNA. RefSeq lists its product as uncharacterized. Gene Ontology annotation, biological process: regulation of transcription by RNA polymerase II. The transcript has 3 exons. NCBI's taxonomy places the organism in Eukaryota, Fungi, Mucoromycota, Mucoromycetes, Mucorales, Lichtheimiaceae. Gene Ontology annotation, molecular function: RNA polymerase II cis-regulatory region sequence-specific DNA binding; DNA-binding transcription factor activity, RNA polymerase II-specific. The record is from RefSeq and is a predicted model, not a curated record. The coding region runs from base 1 to 1938 and encodes 645 amino acids.